Molecule: messenger RNA, 2476 nt
Organism: Electrophorus electricus (electric eel)
Lineage: Eukaryota; Metazoa; Chordata; Actinopteri; Gymnotiformes; Gymnotidae
Gene: scg2a
Product: secretogranin II a
Source: RefSeq, a predicted model, not a curated record
GGUGCUGAAGGGACAAACCCUGCGAUCGCCGACACGCUGGAACAACGCUACUGAGACACGGAACAGAGGGAGCGAUGUGAAGCGCGCCCAACGCACUCCGCUAGAGCGAAUUAAAAGGUGAAACGAUGCCACCCCUAGCCUGGUUCUGCUCUACAGGCCUGUUUCUCCUCUCACCCCUUUCCCUCCUCUCCACGCUUCUCUGCCUACAUGUUGGGGUUCACGGGGCAACACUGUGGGAGCCCCAUCAGCAGGAUGGCAGCCCUGAUCCCCCCCGCCCCGCAUUCCAAGCCCCGCCCCCGCCCCCGCCAAGUGCGGCCAUGCUCCGGGCCCUGGAGCACAUCCAGAGACUCAGCCAGCAGGCCGCGCACGGCUCGGACGCAGGCAGCGUAAACGCUGGGGAGGACCCGGGUGACAUGGAGCGCGUCCGCGCCAUGCUGCAGCAGGUCACACCUGCAAGACCCGCUGCUGGAAUGCACAGUCUGAGAGGAGAGAAAGACAAAAGCAGUGGACAGGAGGAACACGAGGUGGACGAAGGUCAGAAGUGGAUCGAAGAGGUUCUCAGUAGACUGCUAUGGGCCAGCAAGCCAGUGACUCCUCAGGAAGCAGCCCACGCAGCUCGCAGUCAUUCCGUAACACCCCGAGCAACUACUCAUUCACUUUUCAGCCUCUCACCUCCUCCUGGACCCACACAAGAGCACAACAGGCAGGCUAAUGCAAUGGGCAUCCGUAGACACGACAGGAAGUUCCCUCUGCUCUUCGAGGACAAAGAAGGGCAGGAACAGCCACUUAAACGGACCAAUGAGAAUGCAGAGGAACAGUACACACCCCAAAAAAUGGCCACCCUCCAAUCAGUGUUCGAGGAGCUCAGUCGAAUCGCAAACUCUAAAGCUUACAACAAACGUCAGAAUGGUGAGGAUGACGAAAGCGGUAACACUAAUGAAGAUUAUGAUUGGUACAGGGAGAAAAAGUUGGCAUUUGAAGAUGGGAAUGGAGAAGAGGAGCUGACGCCUCUGGAGGAACAAACAGAACUAGAGGAAGAGGAAACACGGAGACGGCAGUUUAGGGGUGACUUAGGUAACGGUGUGGAGGGGGACGAGGAAGCCAGCGAUGGAGAAGGAGAAGAAGCAGACGACGAGGUCAAAAGAUCUAAUCAAUCAGAUUUGCUUCAGAUGGAAAAAGAGGAGGAGCCAGAUGAUGUCAGCAAGCUGGUGGACUACUAUUUGUUUAAGGUUCUGGAGAAGACAGAGCAGGAGAAGCAGAAGCGAGAGGAAGAGCAGGAGAAAAAAGAUGAAGAGGAGGAGGAGGAGGAGGAGGAGGAGGAGAAUAAUGAGGAGCAGGAAAGAAGAGAGGAGGAAGAUGAACAAAGAGAUAAAGAGAGAAGGGCAGCCCAGCUGUGGUACCGAGGAGAUUCGCAGCCUCUGUAUCAGCUUCUCAAGAUUUCCCAAAAACUUAAGAUCCCGCCUGAAGACAUUGUAGACCUGCUGGAGAGUGAAGAGAACAAGAAUCCUGACAGGCUCUGGCAGCGCAGGCAGGGGCAGUCACGGACACCCUCACUCCGUUACCCUAGACCACUCGGGCCUCACAAAGACCCAGCCGGUGUACUCUAUCGACGGCCUCCCAAGACACAAGAGAUGAGCACCAUCACCCAAGACAUCCUGAGGAUCCUGGGACUGGCGAGUAUGGCACAGCCUGGCAACAAAUCCUUCCUGAGGCCAAAUCAGUACAAGCUGACGCCGGCACUGAGAUAUUCCCUGGUGGAGAGGGAGAUUCCAGACUACGUUUUGUCUGAGAGCGGCAGAGACCAGCCCAGGGCCGACCACGAUGAUGCUGAGCAUGAGGACGGGCUCGCCAGUUACCUGGUGGCAGAGUUGCUGGCACAAAGGCAGAGGCGCGCAUCGCCGGAGCUGGAGCAGGCCGUCAGGGAUUUCCUGGAUGACCCAGGCAUGAGCGUGUCAGAAAAGAGACAGGUGGAGCAGGAGAAAACCACAGAAGACUCAGAUGAAGACACACUGCUAGGAAUUCUGCAGUAUCUGAACCUGGACAGCGGCGACAUGGAUGAAAUGCACCUAAGCGAUAAAACGGUGGCAGGAAUGUAGAUGUCUGUCUUGUACACAUAUCCCAUAUUGUUUAAAGCUGACUUAUGCUAUAAUAAAGAAUUUUGAAAACAAUCCAGUUUAGUCAAUGUAAAGUUCUAGCUUUUUGUCUUUUAUUUCUUUUAGUAGAGACAUUUUGAGUAUGAUACCUACACAACCUAUGUGCUUCAAAGUCAGAUCGUUGUUAUUGUUGAAAUCUUGUACUAGUUGCAACAGUGUAAAUAGCUUGAGCCUCUGUCAAGGCCUUGCACACACACACACACGCACACACACACACACACACACACACACACACACACACACACGUGUAGUUUUCCAUCAGCCUUGUUUGGUGCAUUCAGUUAUUUGUGACAAGAUAGAGGUAAAUAAAGAAUUUGCUCAUG